Schistosoma bovis is the source of this 5788-nucleotide messenger RNA. The record is from the annotation of a GenBank genome assembly. Lineage: Eukaryota; Metazoa; Platyhelminthes; Trematoda; Strigeidida; Schistosomatidae.
GCCAUCGCAAUCCAUGUUCACAAACCUGACCUUUGCAUACAAAAGAGAUUCGUACAACCACUUUCCCUGCCCUGGCCAUCAGUUUAAGAUUUCCUUCAAAAAAACUAUUUUUCAUACUUCUUCCAUUUUUUAAUUUUUAAAAACUUUUGUAAUUUUUGUAAUUUUUUGAACUUUUGUAAUUUUAUUUCUAUUGCUUUUGAACUUAAUAACUUCUCAACAUUCAUCUCUUGAUUCUUACGUAACUACCAUCCUAUUGACCAUCCGUUAAAAUUCUGUUCCUUCUUUGUUUCUUACAUUACGCAACUUAGCAACUUCUUGAUCACUUUGAAUAUUAAUAAUCCUCUUUCUUCCAAUUAAUUAAUGUUAAUUUAAAUGUCAUUAUGUCAUUAUUACGUAACGUAUCCACUCGAUGAGUAUUAUAUUAUUAUUGUAAAACGUAUAUAUAUUAGUGUAGAGCCAUGAUGAAAAACUAAUUGAAAAGAAAUUUCUUCGCUCAAUUCGUUCCUUCUUUAUUUACCAAAUGGCAAAAUGGGAAUUUUCACUAUAUUGAAACGUUCUGAGCAAACAUUUGCGUUAAAGGUUCUCAAUGAGUAUCUGAAGUAUAGCGCAAGGCUCAGUGAGGCGAUGACAAAUGUUGAUUUUAUAAAGGAGUGCAUAGAAACCAACUUGUAUCCAAAGUUGUAUUGGAAAUCUUUACGUCGCUCUCGAGUUCGACCAAAUGAAAGGACUCUCAAACGCUACGCCGUUAACCAAAUCGAUUCUCUAAACUCAUACAUUGCUGAGAUGGUAAAAAAUAUCAACGAGAGAAUUUAUGCUGUAGAUGAUCUCCCUGAUAAAUUAAGAGAUCAGUAUCUGGACUAUGUGGAGAUGGUUGUUAACUCAAGAAAAGAAAAGAAAAGAAUGAAACUUAAGAAAAAUCUAGACAAACAGAUCCCAGAAAUGAAAUUUCCAUCCAAUCCAGGUCAGUACGUGCACAAUUUCUCUAGUGUUAUACUGGAUAAAACUGCGUUAGAAGCGUUAUCAUUAGGCCCUAAGUUUUGUGACUUCAAGAAAACAGUAAAUAAAAUGGACGUUGAGAUUCAAUUCGAAAAUCUUCAUGCUCAAACGGCAGAACUAGUAGCUUCAUCAAAAGAUAAUGUUGAAAGAUUUAAAUCAACACUAGUCGACUGUUGUUUUAAAUAUUUAAAUCAUAGACACAACACGAAAGGGAUUUUGACGAAAAAACAUACAGAAGCUUUAAGACAACUUAAAACUAAUGACAAUUUAUUAAUCAUGAAACCUGACAAAGGACAUGGAAUAGUACUCAUGGACAAAAAUGACUACAUAAACAAAAUGAAAGCCCUUUUAAAUGAUAAAAGCAAAUUUCAGAAACUGUCUGUAAAGAACGACAUAGCAGAUAAGAUUGAAAAGCAAUUAACAGAUUCACUGAAAGAAAUUAAACAACAAGGUUUUAUUUCAGAAAAGAUGUUCGAAAUGUUGAAACCUACAGGAACGAUGACACCAAGACUAUAUGGCCUACCAAAAAUACACAAAAGUGGCUUACCCCUUCGACCAGUUUUAGACAUGAAUAACUCAGCGUAUCAUACUAUAGCAAAAUGGUUGGUGCAAAUUCUUAAACCAUUACACAAAGAAAUUGUCAAGCAUAGUGUCAAGGAUUCCUUUGAAUUUGUUGAGAACAUAAAAAAUCUAUCAGUCAAGAAUAAUUUCAUGUUAUCACUUGAUGUAUCAUCUUUAUUCACUAACAUUCCAUUACAAGAAACAGUUGAUUUUAUUUGUAAUGAACUAACAGAGAGACGUAUAGAAACCCCGAUUCCAGCAUCCUCGAUAAAACAGUUAAUUCUCAGAUGCACAAUGAAUGCACAAUUCAGAUUUGACAACGAAUACUAUAGACAGCUAGAUGGAGUUGCCAUGGGAUCACCAUUGGGCCCUCUACUGGCUGAUAUUUUCCUUGCAAAACUGGAAAACGGACCACUUAAAAGCAUAAUUAGCCAUUUACCAACUUAUUAUCGCUAUAUAGAUGAUACCUUCAUAGUAUUAGAAAAAGAAAAUGAUAAGCACAAUCUACUUAAUAUAUUUAAUAACGUUCACCCAUCAAUUAACUUUACAUCAGAAGAUGAACAAAAUAAUAGCAUAUCUUUUCUAGAUGUCCAACUAACUAGAAGAACAGAUGGAACUAUAAAAAGAAGAGUACACAGAAAGUCAGCAGCUGGUCAAUACACUCAUUUCCACAGUGCAGUUCCAAUUAGAUACAAAAGGAACUUAAUAAAGAUCUUGACACAUCGUGCUAGAAUGAUCUGUUCUGAAGACACUAUUGAAGAUGAACUGAACAAUAUUCGGAACCUACUCAGUCUAAAUGGGUACCCAAUGAAAUUCAUCGAAAAACAUAUGACGGAGAAGAAAACAAGGACAAAAAUACCCACUGUCCCCAAGAAGAUAUUAUUCAUAAAACUACAAUUCAUAAAUGACUCCAUUGAAGAAGUCAUGACUCAGAAACUAAGAAGAGCGGUACAAAAAACAUUUAAUGCUGCCAAAUUAAAUGUCAUCUUCUACAACCAACCGAAAAUAAGAACAUCCAUUAAAGACAGACUGCCAGAAUUCGCCAAAUCUAUGUGUAUCUAUCGUUUCAACUGCUCCUGUGGAGCCAGUUAUAUUGGGCGUACGAUUCGGCAAGUCCGUCACCGCAUUACUGAACAUCAUCCGUCGUGGUUAAACAAAGGACAGGUAAAAGUGAUUAAAAGUUCUAUUCUCUCUCACUUGGUUGACACAGGUCAUCAAGUCGAAUUGAAUAAAGCUUUUAAGGUUAUCUACAAUAUCCCAUCUAAUUUGCCACAUGGUUUACGAGUGCGCCUCUUGCACAUUGCGGAAGCCAUCGCAAUCCAUGUUCACAAACCUGACCUUUGCAUACAAAAGAGAUUCGUACAACCACUUUCCCUGCCCUGGCCAUCAGUUUAAGAUUUCCUUCAAAAAAACUAUUUUUCAUACUUCUUCCAUUUUUUAAUUUUUAAAAACUUUUGUAAUUUUUUAAUUUUUUGAACUUUUGUAAUUUUAUUUCUAUUGCUUUUGAACUUAAUAACUUCUCAACAUUCAUCUCUUGAUUCUUACGUAACUACCAUCCUAUUGACCAUCCGUUAAAAUUCUGUUCCUUCUUUGUUUCUUACAUUACGCAACUUAGCAACUUCUUGAUCACUUUGAAUAUUAAUAAUCCUCUUUCUUCCAAUUAAUUAAUGUUAAUUUAAAUGUCAUUAUGUCAUUAUUACGUAACGUAUCCACUCGAUGAGUAUUAUAUUAUUAUUGUAAAACGUAUAUAUAUUAGUGUAGAGCCAUGAUGAAAAACUAAUUGAAAAGAAAUUUCUUCGCUCAAUUCGUUCCUUCUUUAUUUACCAAAUGGCAAAAUGGGAAUUUUCACUAUAUUGAAACGUUCUGAGCAAACAUUUGCGUUAAAGGUUCUCAAUGAGUAUCUGAAGUAUAGCGCAAGGCUCAGUGAGGCGAUGACAAAUGUUGAUUUUAUAAAGGAGUGCAUAGAAACCAACUUGUAUCCAAAGUUGUAUUGGAAAUCUUUACGUCGCUCUCGAGUUCGACCAAAUGAAAGGACUCUCAAACGCUACGCCGUUAACCAAAUCGAUUCUCUAAACUCAUACAUUGCUGAGAUGGUAAAAAAUAUCAACGAGAGAAUUUAUGCUGUAGAUGAUCUCCCUGAUAAAUUAAGAGAUCAGUAUCUGGACUAUGUGGAGAUGGUUGUUAACUCAAGAAAAGAAAAGAAAAGAAUGAAACUUAAGAAAAAUCUAGACAAACAGAUCCCAGAAAUGAAAUUUCCAUCCAAUCCAGGUCAGUACGUGCACAAUUUCUCUAGUGUUAUACUGGAUAAAACUGCGUUAGAAGCGUUAUCAUUAGGCCCUAAGUUUUGUGACUUCAAGAAAACAGUAAAUAAAAUGGACGUUGAGAUUCAAUUCGAAAAUCUUCAUGCUCAAACGGCAGAACUAGUAGCUUCAUCAAAAGAUAAUGUUGAAAGAUUUAAAUCAACACUAGUCGACUGUUGUUUUAAAUAUUUAAAUCAUAGACACAACACGAAAGGGAUUUUGACGAAAAAACAUACAGAAGCUUUAAGACAACUUAAAACUAAUGACAAUUUAUUAAUCAUGAAACCUGACAAAGGACAUGGAAUAGUACUCAUGGACAAAAAUGACUACAUAAACAAAAUGAAAGCCCUUUUAAAUGAUAAAAGCAAAUUUCAGAAACUGUCUGUAAAGAACGACAUAGCAGAUAAGAUUGAAAAGCAAUUAACAGAUUCACUGAAAGAAAUUAAACAACAAGGUUUUAUUUCAGAAAAGAUGUUCGAAAUGUUGAAACCUACAGGAACGAUGACACCAAGACUAUAUGGCCUACCAAAAAUACACAAAAGUGGCUUACCCCUUCGACCAGUUUUAGACAUGAAUAACUCAGCGUAUCAUACUAUAGCAAAAUGGUUGGUGCAAAUUCUUAAACCAUUACACAAAGAAAUUGUCAAGCAUAGUGUCAAGGAUUCCUUUGAAUUUGUUGAGAACAUAAAAAAUCUAUCAGUCAAGAAUAAUUUCAUGUUAUCACUUGAUGUAUCAUCUUUAUUCACUAACAUUCCAUUACAAGAAACAGUUGAUUUUAUUUGUAAUGAACUAACAGAGAGACGUAUAGAAACCCCGAUUCCAGCAUCCUCGAUAAAACAGUUAAUUCUCAGAUGCACAAUGAAUGCACAAUUCAGAUUUGACAACGAAUACUAUAGACAGCUAGAUGGAGUUGCCAUGGGAUCACCAUUGGGCCCUCUACUGGCUGAUAUUUUCCUUGCAAAACUGGAAAACGGACCACUUAAAAGCAUAAUUAGCCAUUUACCAACUUAUUAUCGCUAUAUAGAUGAUACCUUCAUAGUAUUAGAAAAAGAAAAUGAUAAGCACAAUCUACUUAAUAUAUUUAAUAACGUUCACCCAUCAAUUAACUUUACAUCAGAAGAUGAACAAAAUAAUAGCAUAUCUUUUCUAGAUGUCCAACUAACUAGAAGAACAGAUGGAACUAUAAAAAGAAGAGUACACAGAAAGUCAGCAGCUGGUCAAUACACUCAUUUCCACAGUGCAGUUCCAAUUAGAUACAAAAGGAACUUAAUAAAGAUCUUGACACAUCGUGCUAGAAUGAUCUGUUCUGAAGACACUAUUGAAGAUGAACUGAACAAUAUUCGGAACCUACUCAGUCUAAAUGGGUACCCAAUGAAAUUCAUCGAAAAACAUAUGACGGAGAAGAAAACAAGGACAAAAAUACCCACUGUCCCCAAGAAGAUAUUAUUCAUAAAACUACAAUUCAUAAAUGACUCCAUUGAAGAAGUCAUGACUCAGAAACUAAGAAGAGCGGUACAAAAAACAUUUAAUGCUGCCAAAUUAAAUGUCAUCUUCUACAACCAACCGAAAAUAAGAACAUCCAUUAAAGACAGACUGCCAGAAUUCGCCAAAUCUAUGUGUAUCUAUCGUUUCAACUGCUCCUGUGGAGCCAGUUAUAUUGGGCGUACGAUUCGGCAAGUCCGUCACCGCAUUACUGAACAUCAUCCGUCGUGGUUAAACAAAGGACAGGUAAAAGUGAUUAAAAGUUCUAUUCUCUCUCACUUGGUUGACACAGGUCAUCAAGUCGAAUUGAAUAAAGCUUUUAAGGUUAUCUACAAUAUCCCAUCUAAUUUGCCACAUGGUUUACGAGUGCGCCUCUUGCACAUUGCGGAAGCCAUCGCAAUCCAUGUUCACAAACCUGACCUUUGCAUACAAAAGAGAUUCGUACAACC